Enhydra lutris kenyoni (northern sea otter) is the source of this 2309-nucleotide messenger RNA. Its product is annotated as serine peptidase inhibitor, Kunitz type 1. NCBI's taxonomy places the organism in Eukaryota, Metazoa, Chordata, Mammalia, Carnivora, Mustelidae. Bases 30 to 1643 code for a protein of 537 amino acids. The record is from RefSeq and is a predicted model, not a curated record. The transcript has 10 exons. Gene Ontology annotation, molecular function: serine-type endopeptidase inhibitor activity; protein binding.
GCUCAGUAAAGGUGACCCCCGUGGGGAGGAUGGCGACGGCCCAGGGGAGGAUGAUGGCCUGCGCCCGCCUCUCCCAGGCCCGCGUCCCAGCAGUCGUCGUGUGGCUCCUGUGCGCGCUCGACCUCCUGGGCACCGAGGCAGGGCCGCCGCCCGCGCCCCCCGGGCUGCCCACGGGAGCCCCCUGUCUGGAGCGCUUUACCGCCGGGGUGCCUGCCUUCGUGCUCGAUACCGAGGCCUCGGUCAGCAACGGGGCCACCUUCCUGGGCUCCCCCACCGUGCGCCGCGGCUGGGACUGCGUGCGCGCCUGCUGCACCACCCAGAACUGCAACCUGGCGCUGGUGGAGCUGCAGCCCGACGGCGGGGAGGACGCCAUUGCAGCCUGCUUCCUAAUGAACUGCCUCUACGAGCAGAACUUCGUGUGCAAGUUCGCGCCCAGGGAGGGCUUCAUCAACUACCUCACGCGGGAAGUUUACCAGUCCUACCGCGAGCUGCGGACCCAGGGUUUUGGCGCGCCCCGGAUCCCCAAGGUCCGGGCAGGCAUAGACUUGAAGGUGCAGCCCCAGGAACCCUUGGUGCUGAAGGACAUGGAGAACACAGAUUGGUACCUACUACAGGGUGACACGGAUGUCAGAGUAGAGAAGAAUGAGCCGGACCAGGUGAAGCUGUGGGGACUCAAGGAAGGCACCUACGUGUUCCAGCUGACAGCGGCCCAUUCCAACCAGCCAGAGAGCAUGACCAAUAUCACAGUUACUGUGCUAUCCCCCAAGCAGACAGAAGAAUAUUGCCUCGCAUCCAGCAAGGUGGGCCGCUGCCGCGGUUCCUUCCCGCGCUGGUACUACGACCCCAAAGAACAGAUUUGCAAGAGUUUCGUUUACGGAGGUUGCUUGGGCAAUAAGAACAACUAUCUUCGGGAAGAGGAGUGCAAGCUAGCCUGCAGGGAUGUGCAAGGUGGGCCUUUAUGGGGUAGCUUUGGGGCUCAGGUGACUUUCCCCAUGGGCCCCUCACUGGAAAGGCACGGUCCGGUGUGCUCUGGCACCUGUCACCCUGCCGAGUUCCGCUGCCGCAACGGCUGUUGCAUUGACAGCUUCCUGGAGUGUGACGACACUCCCGACUGCCCCGAUGCCUCCGACGAGGCCACCUGUGAGAAAUACACCAAUGGCUUUGAGGAGCUCCAGAACAUCCACUUCCGCAGUGACAAAGGGCACUGUGUGGACCUGCCAGACACAGGCCUCUGCCAGGAGAACAUUCCACGCUGGUACUACAACCCCUUCAGUGAACGCUGUGCCCGCUUUACCUAUGGUGGCUGUUAUGGCAACAAGAACAACUUUGAGGAGGAGCAGCAGUGUCUUGCGUCCUGUCGCGGUGUCUCCAAGAAGGAUGUUUUUGGGCUCCGGCGGGAAAGCCCCAUUCCUAACAUAGGCUCCGUGGAGGUGGCCAUUGCAGUCCUCCUGGUCACCUGCAUCGUGGUGGUGACAGCCCUGUUGGGUUACUGCUUCUUCAAGGACCAGAGGAAGGGCCUCCACAGAUACGGCCACCGCCGCCAACACUACCACCCUCAGCCCCCUACCCCUGCCAACUCUACGGUCUCCACCACAGAGGACACAGAGCACCUGGUCUAUAACCACACCACCCAGCCCCUCUGAGCCUGGGGCUCUCGCAGCCUCUUUCCAGCUCUUGCCUGGCCCUGCUUCCUCCUCACCAAGAUGGAAGCCUGGGCCGGGGAAAACUGCGGGACCAGACUCCUACAGCCUGGUUCCCAGGCCCACUCUGCUUCUGAGGCAGGGCUCUAGCCCCUCUGGGAGACAUCUCAACGAAGCCUCGGCCUCCCAUUCCUGACAAAGCUCCAGGGUCUAGGAGGAGCCGAAAACCUUUGAGCCGAGUCCCACACACAGAUGGACCUGUUUGCCUAGGAUUUCAGAAGAAGUUGGAGUUUUGUUUCUUGGUCACAGUGGCCUGUCCCCACCCUGUGGCAUUGGGAAGGGGCCUGUGGUAAUGUCAGAAACUGGAGGUCCCCCAAGCCCUCCCCUUCCCACUCUGCACAGACCAGGGCUAGGGUCAAGGACGUCCCUGUAUAUUUUGCGCUGUAAAGUUGCUUUUUUGUUUAUUUAAUGUCAUGGGGAUGGGUAAGAGGAGUGGAAAGAGGCUGCCUCUUCCCUUCCUCCAAGAAUGAGGCCUGGCCCCGCCAGCCAGCAACUGCUGUGUCCUCCCCACAUGCCCCAGGGCUCUCAGGCUUCACACCCCCACCCGCUCCCCUGCCUUCCACAGGCCCCAGUCUACCCACAGGGUAAUAAAAUGGUUGGUUCUGUGAG